UUUAACCCGGUGUACGAGUAACGAUAGCGCAGUUGUCAGUUCCCUGGAGAGCGAGAUAGAGAGACGGUGGAGAGUAAGGCAGGCCACUAGCCAGCCAGUAACUGCCAGUGCCAGUAGUCUCCGGCGAGUCGUCUCGCGAGUUUAUGCGUGAGACAUCGUCGUAAUAAAAUAAAAAGAAACUGCACCGAAGCAGGCCACGGAACACGAAACUUGAUGUCAUACACACAAUUUCGGGGUGCGUGUCUUAUCCAGGAAUAUUUAGUAUAAAUCUCUAGAAAAAAAAAAGAAUCAAGAGUAGCGUGCGCGCGUGAUUGUGUAUGAGUGUGCGUGACAACGGCGCCGGAAGGUUCGAUCGGUGUUUUCCCUCUCGUCUAAUACGUUGGAAUUGCCGGCGGACUACAAACACAAAAGAGCGUCGAAGGAUAAAGUGAGAGACUACAAAGGGCCUGGAGAAAAUGAACAAGAUGGAUUAUCUCGAUGUGACCCAACCGAACUACUCGUACGUGUUCAAUUUUGAGGAAAAAUUCAUUCACCAGGACACGAGGGAUUGGAUGACGACCAAUUGGACGAAUGGAUUUUACGCUUGUGGUAUAUACAUGAUACUGAUUUUCGGUGGCCAAUAUUGGAUGGCCAGUAGACCGAGAUACGAGUUAAGAGGUGUUUUGAGUAUUUGGAAUACGAUGCUCGCUGCCUUCUCGAUCAUCGGAUUCACCAGGACAGCUCCGGAACUCAUUCACGUUCUGAGAAAUUACGGGCUUUAUCACAGCGUUUGCAUACCUAGUUUCAUCGUUCACGACCGAGUAUCCGGCUUUUGGACGUGGAUGUUCGUACUAUCGAAAUUACCGGAGCUCGGUGACACCUUGUUCAUCGUAUUGAGAAAGCAGCCCUUGAUAUUUCUACAUUGGUAUCAUCACAUAACCGUGUUAUUGUACUCGUGGUUUUCGUACACCGAGUACACGGCGUCAGCGAGAUGGUUCGUCGUCAUGAACUAUUGCGUACACUCGAUAAUGUACUCUUAUUACGCUCUCAGAGCAAUGCGUUAUUCGCCACCAAAGAGUAUAUCCAUGGUAAUAACGAUGCUCCAAUUGACCCAAAUGAUAGUCGGUUGUGCCAUCAACGUAUGGGCAUUUCAGUAUCUCUCCCACGGCCAAAAGGAAUGCGGAAUAUCGCGGGUCAACAUUAAAUUUAGUCUUACCAUGUAUUUCAGCUACUUUGUUUUAUUCGCGAGAUUCUUUUACAACGCCUACAUCUCCGAUUCUCGCGGCAAAUGGGCUAAGAAAUCCUUGUUCGAAGGAAACGGGAAUGGGCACAUCGGUGCUGCCGAAUACACCAACGGAAAGCUCAAGGCCAACUAGACCUAAAUAUCGUUAAGCGACCGAUGGAAGGAGUAAAAACGGUGGAAGAGGGAGAAAGGAGGAGAUGAAAAAUCAAGCCGGAAGCGCGGCGGGAGGGGGGGGGGGGGGGGACCAGAUUUCGUCCGAGUAACCGGGCUCUCUGGUGGAACAGGAAGAUGUACGUGAAAACGCGAGAAGAAACGAUCCGAAAUCGCGAUUACGUCGACACGAAAAUCGUACGGGAAUUUCGUCUUGCCCCCCACCCACCCCCCCGAGGCAACCGAACGCAUCCGGACGAACGUGAAUUACCAAACGCAAACAAGAAGAAAACGAUUAAAACGCACCUGAUAAUACGCACCGAAAUGGCUAACGAUGGAAAGAUCGGAGCGAUCGAUCGGAGCGAUCGAAGAUGGAAAAAUAGGAAGGAUUUUUCUCGAGCCGGCUGGAGGAAUGAAAAAAAAUUUGUAAGGCGCAUCAAACGUAUGUGUGUUUUCGCGAGUGUCUCCCGGUAUCUAUUUUCACACGUAUUAAUGAUUUUCUCGUAUCCCCCCGACUUGAUGCACGUAUUUAUUUCUCUCUCCCUCUCUUUGCCUCGCUCUCUCAUUUUCACGUAGUACUUCGGAAUGAGAAACGCGCGGGCGCAAGCGAGGCUGGCUUUCGGUACGAUGUUCUUUCCGUGCUGGGUCCACGUUGAAUUCUUCACACGAGAAACUGGGAUUGAGCGAGAAAAUGAGAGGAAUGAAAGCAGAGAGAGAGAGAGGGAGACGUGUACCGUUGACCUACUUCGUUGCAGACGUCUCGUAGUUGAAAAACCGACGAAAAAUUAGCAUCGUUGGACACACAACGAGUACGAUUGCAGACCAUUUCAUUGCGCUUUCUUUCCUAUGCACAAUGUUCGACAACUCAAAGAUUUUUGCAAUGGAUUGAGUUACGAGAGAACGUGGCAAUGCGACGGAUGCAGGAAAACACGAAACAGUUAUUUAUUUAUGUAUGCGAAUAAUAUUCGUACGUCACUGUAUUAAGCCUUGUCUCCGUGCGAGAGGUUACAAGUGACCCUCCAUUACCGAGAGAUCAUUCAAUGUUGAGCUCUUCGUCGGAGAGCACACAUACGUCUGUGCGUCACUUUGUAAAUAUUGGUCUUGAAAAAGUUGCUCGCUUCGCGUCGUGGAAUUCAUUAUGUACAAAAUUAACGAUGAAAAAAGGAAGAAUUAACGCGUGUGACGCGCAUCGAUGCUAAUUGAGCGAAGAAUCUUUUCAUCGGUUUCAAGAGAUGUCAAAAUCUGAGAAACGUCGAAGCAUCGAAGACAACGCGAGCGACAAGGAACUAGGCAAAAAUAUGAUUUCAACGGGGAGCUCGUUCCGGUAGCAGUGAGAGAAAGAGUGCGGAUUUUUUUUAAAAAAACUGCCUCAACGUUAAUUAACAAAUGUUGUAGAGGAACGACCUUUUGAAUGAAACAGUCGUAACCGCGACGGAAUGUGAGGGAAAAUAAAGACAGUAUAAUUGAAAGAGGUACAAAUUCUGAAAAUCUCCAAUGUGAGCUGACGCAAAGAGAGCGUUGAUUGUUCGUGCAUCGAUGGAAAAGAUUUUUUUAAUUUUCAAAUAAUUUGACGCGUAAUAAACGAAAUUUCGACUCGUCCUCGGACGGAGAGCGACUUGAGAAACGUUAAUGGCCAAAUUUCGUAACGAACAGCGACGAUGGAUAGCUUGAAAUUUGUCGAAUCAAGGGAAUAGAAUAUGUGCGUAAGCGUGGGCUUGUGUACGCGCGCGUGUUUUCACCUCGCUCACGGGCGAAGCAUCUUCGACAGCAGCGAUGGUAAUCGAUCGAAUUGGACAAAAUUUCCAGUUAUUUUUAAGCAUUUAAUUUAUCAUUGAAAUGAGGAUGAUCUAACGUAUAGCAAACAAUAUUUAUUGUAAAAAAAAUAAUAAGAAAGAAAUCGUCAACUUUUUUUUUCUUCUUUUUCGAACGAUGCCCAUACCUGCUCCGAUACUGCUUUCUUCACAUCGAGUUUAAAAAAUACGUGAUUCACCGACUCGGAGUUUUUGCAUUUUACCAUUUUGCGAAUACUUGAAACGUCGUGGUCAAGUUAUUGUCCGGUUUGGUGCUGCGGCGCGUAUAUUCAUGAUUUUCCGUAACGCUGGUAUCGAAGGUUCCGUCACUCCGCAGCCGGUGCGACGUCUUCAUUUUUUUCCUCGUACUGAAAUCGAGAGUACCGUCGUCCGGUCAAUAAAAUCGGAAAAGAAAAGGAAAUAAAAAGUGUGCGAAGACUUGUAAAUUCUUGUAAAAGCUGAAAGAAAGAGCCAACAAGACGAGAGUUGACUUGGCCGUCGAUACACGUUGAACGACGCGUACCCACUUUUCCUUAAACGAGUGGUUUUGUCGUAUAAAAAAAGUAUGCAUUUUUCGAGAGUUGUAUAGUGUCGGUCGGCGCCGGUAGGCGGCUAGCUGAGAAGAGCCGAAAAAUGAGAAGAACGGCUGGAACAACGCGAUUCAACAAUGGCGGCGGACAGAAGAGUCUGUACUCUUGCGAAGGCUGUGCGCGUGUAUCGUGUGUUCUGGCGAGCAUACAUUUGUAUGAAAAACGAGUUGAUUAACGGUUGUAUGAUGUAUCAACUAUUUAUUAUAUUAAGGUCGAGUUGUAACGAGAUUGCCGGAGGAUACAAUCGUUCGAUAUUUGCCAACGACGGUCGAGCUGCUGAGCGCGAUGAUUUUUUUAGUUAUUCGGCGGAAGAGAGGCCAAGAACAAUGCCCGCGAGAGGCUUACGUUAGCGAAAAAUUUCCAUCACAAUAUGCAGUCUCAUUGGUUCACCGGGAAAACACGCGAUUCCAAUUUCGACGCUUGCCAAUCCGAUCGCCGAUUUCUAACCGCUCUACGUUUAACCUUAAAAACAACCGAACGUCAGCUUCGGAGCAGUGUUGAUAUGAACUUAACGAAGAGCUUAGUAAACUUAUAUUCAAUGAUAAUGGUGGAUCGAUUCGAUGAUGAUAGAUAUCGAAGCGCGAUUCACUCGAUGUUGCAGCAGCAGGCGCAUCUCAUAGCGAUUCGAAUUUCGUUCGAGAAAUUUGAUGUCAAAUAUAUUUACGCGACAACUUGCGCAAGUACGAGUCAUGCAUUGGCGGGAAAGUGCGAUUGACGCGAGAAAAAAUAAUGCUUAUUAUAUUGAAAAAAUAUUGUCACGCUCCGCGUCGAUCCGGAGUUUUCUUUCACGAUUCAGAACAAAUCGCAAACUCGGACAAACGAACGAACAAUGGAACGACGAAGAAGCAUGUUUGCCGAAACUCGCACGUUUCGUUUUCCCUACUGGCUCGUUCGCGUGUAAUGCGCCAUAAUGAUAAUAAAAGACAAAAAAAACUGUUUCUCGUAUCCCGGGUUCUUAGAGAACAAAUGUUUAUUCCGUAUACGGAGUAUUCUUUUGAGAUUCGAAAUAAUAUAGCGCGGAAAAGCUCUCACGCGAACGCCUCGAACGAGCGGUCCGGCUACCGUUCGUUCGAACAAAAUGAAGAGAAUUUUGUUUUUUUUCGUCCCCGAUACCGGUUCUGCAUACGAGCUUCAAUUGUAUCGGGAUUUAUCACCAUAGUACGUGCGAAAAAGGUAGAUAUCUGUUGUCGUAUUAUAUUCUUCAUCCGUGGGAUGAUUGUUGUCAUUUGUAUUUAACGCGCAUCGAAGAUAAAAUAACCUCAAAAAUGUCACCUACCGAAAGUCGACUUCGAGCGCGAGUCUCAUUAUUGCCAAUAUGCUCUUUUUUGAGUGUACGUGGUAGGUUUGGGAGAGGGAUGUGUACAUAAUAAAUUGUACAUAUAUUUUUAAUGCGAAAAAUUGUGAGCAUAAUAUAUUGCAUUACUAUUAGUAUAUUCGAGCGGGGAAUAUUAUUUCUUUUGUAUAUUUGGUGGGUGCGUGCGUGCGUGCGUGCCUGAGUUUGAGAAUAAAAACUCUCGUACAGAUGCAUGGAAUACAUGAUCUUACUCGUAAGCCUAUAAAAUAAUGCUCAAAUCCGUAAGAAAUGUGCACAAUACGAUUUAAAAAUGAAACAAAACCAAAUAAAAGAAAACAUUGUGGAACAAAA
Molecule: messenger RNA, 5397 nt
Organism: Venturia canescens
Lineage: Eukaryota; Metazoa; Arthropoda; Insecta; Hymenoptera; Ichneumonidae
Gene: Baldspot
Product: elongation of very long chain fatty acids protein baldspot
Exons: 3
Coding region: 456-1355 (299 amino acids)
Biological process (GO): fatty acid elongation, polyunsaturated fatty acid; sphingolipid biosynthetic process; very long-chain fatty acid biosynthetic process
Cellular component (GO): endoplasmic reticulum membrane
Molecular function (GO): fatty acid elongase activity
Source: RefSeq, a predicted model, not a curated record